UGUGCCACGGCACGGUUAUCGAAUCUGGCUCUCUUCAUCAUGCAGGUGCCCUUUCACGCCUCCGCUUGCCUUCUGCUUACCGUGUUCUUCGACGCCUCCCGGACCCUCCUGGACACCUCCUGGUCCCCAGCCGAGUUUUCUUGGAGCGCCGUCGAAGACAGCCACCGCUUCAUCAGCGCCAUCGCCGACUCUGCCCAUUUACCGCACGUGCAAAACUGGACCCUCGACUUCAACUGGGAAACACCAUCAGCAGCAACAUCACUUGCCAAGCCACCUAUAAAGGACCAGCAAUCACCUCACGCAAUCUGUGGGCUCGGCAGCUGUGCCACGGCACGGUUAUCGAAUCUGGCUCUCUUCAUCAUGCAGGUGCCCUUUCACGCCUCCGCUUGCCUUCUGCUUACCGUGUUCUUCGACGCCUCCCGGACCCUCCUGGACACCUCCUGGUCCCCAGCCGAGUUUUCUUGGAGCGCCGUCGAAGACAGCCACCGCUUCAUCAGCGCCAUCGCCGACUCUGCCCAUUUACCGCACGUGCAAAACUGGACCCUCGACUUCAACUGGGAAACACCAUCAGCAGCAACAUCACUUGCCAAGCCACCUAUAAAGGACCAGCAAUCACCUCACGCAAUCUGUGGGCUCGGCAGCUGUGCCACGGCACGGUUAUCGAAUCUGGCUCUCUUCAUCAUGCAGUACUUACUACAAGCAAAGCACCACCUCGCAACCAGGCUGCCGAGAGCUGAUAACCUGGGAGAUGCAGCUGAUGCAGCACAACGAACAGGGAACUAAUGAACAUCCGAAGUCCCGGAAGAGACUAAAGGUUCCCAGGGAGCACCUGACUGCCUAGGAGGGACUGACAGCUCUGCUAUGACUAUCCAAAGACUCGCCAAUGCUCCACAGUAGAGCAAACGUCGAUCAACCAGGCUGCCACCAGCCGACGGCAGAUAACACAGAAUGUUCAACUGGCACACCACAAGGAACAGGGAGCCAAGGAGUACCUGACGAAGACCCCCAUGUCCCCUUGUCGAAACGUUGACUCCACGCUCGCGCUUUCCUUGCUUGCCCGCAAUUAACUCUGCAGCUGUAAUGUUAAAAUAAUGUCAGCCAUCGGGUCAGACUGAUGUUUUACUGUCGAAUGCUUGCUAUUGUGUGAAAACUUGGUGCUGCAAUAAAGACCGUUUCUUCAGUGCUGUAUGUUACUGUUGUGAAAUACAUAUGUUGUUUGCCUCCACA
Dermacentor albipictus is the source of this 1227-nucleotide messenger RNA. RefSeq lists its product as uncharacterized. Lineage: Eukaryota; Metazoa; Arthropoda; Arachnida; Ixodida; Ixodidae. The record is from RefSeq and is a predicted model, not a curated record.